CAUAGAAACACAUAAAGUUUUGAUAACCACUUUAUGGGGUAUAAUCACAAUUAUCGGAGCUCUAGGAAACAUGACAGUCGUGCUCACAAUGUGGAAGCACACAGGAAAGGGUAUAUCUGCCACCAAAUGUUACAUUAUCAAUGUGGCACUGGCGGACCUAGCCUUCAUCAUCAUGGUUGUUCCCAUAACAACAGCAGCCUACGUGUCUGAACAUUGGAUUUAUGGUGAUAUCAUGUGUAAACUCAUUAAUUACAUGAUAUAC
Molecule: messenger RNA, 262 nt
Organism: Candidula unifasciata
Lineage: Eukaryota; Metazoa; Mollusca; Gastropoda; Stylommatophora; Geomitridae
Source: the annotation of a GenBank genome assembly